GAAGCGAGAGGAGAGCGCGAUGGAGAGCUAUCUCAAUGAGAAUUUCGGGGGGGUGAAGUCGAAGCACUCCUCGGAUGAGGUGCUGCAGCGGUGGCGGAAGCUCUGCGGCGUCGUCAAGAACCCCAAGCGCCGCUUCCGCUUCACCGCCAAUCUCUCCAAGCGCUCCGAGGCCCGGGCGAUGAAGCGCUCCAACCAGGAGAAGUUGCGGGUUGCUGUUUUGGUUUCAAAAGCUGCACUUCAGUUUAUACAUGGCAUUACAUUGCAUAGCGAGUACACUGUACCAGCUGAAGUAAAGGCUGCGGGCUUCGAGAUAUGUGCCGAGGAAUUAAGUUCAAUCGUCGAAGGCCAUGAUCUGAAGAAGUUAAAAGCGCAUGGUGGUGUAGCUGGUGUAGCGGACAAGCUAUCCACAUCAACAAAUGAUGGGCUUAUUACUCAGGAGGAUAGAAUAACAGUGAGGCAGCAGAUAUACGGAAUAAAUAAGUUCGCUGAAAGCCAAGCCAGGAGCUUUUGGGUGUUUGUAUGGGAAGCACUUCAAGAUAUGACCCUCAUUAUUCUUGCAGUGUGUGCCUUGGUUUCCUUAAUCGUAGGGAUUGCUACCGAAGGAUGGCCAAAAGGUGCUCACGAUGGCCUUGGCAUUGUUGCAAGUAUUCUUUUAGUUGUCUUUGUCACAGCAACAAGUGAUUAUCGCCAAUCUUUGCAGUUCAAGGAUUUGGAUAAGGAGAAAAAGAAAAUAUCUAUACAAGUUACUCGAGAUGGAUUUCGACAGAAGAUAUCAAUAUAUGAUCUUCUUCCUGGUGAUGUAGUACACCUUGCUAUAGGAGAUCAGGUCCCAACUGAUGGUUUGUUCAUAUCCGGUUUCUCUUUAUUAAUUAAUGAAUCCAGUUUGACAGGAGAGAGUGAACCUGUGGCUGUUAGUACAGAAAAUCCUUUCCUUCUAUCUGGGACUAAGGUUCAAGAUGGUUCCUGUAAAAUGUUAGUUACCACUGUUGGCAUGAGAACCCAAUGGGGUAAGCUAAUGGCCACACUUAGUGAAGGUGGAGAUGACGAAACUCCAUUGCAAGUGAAAUUGAAUGGAGUUGCUACUAUUAUCGGAAAAAUUGGUCUAUUUUUUGCUGUUGUCACAUUUGCAGUGUUAAGUGAGGGCCUAAUCCGGCAUAAAUUCCGAGAUGGUUCAUACUUUAGCUGGUCUGGAGAUGAUGCAUUGGAGUUGUUGGAAUUUUUCGCGAUCGCAGUUACUAUAGUAGUUGUUGCAGUUCCUGAAGGGCUUCCACUCGCUGUUACUUUAAGCCUUGCUUUUGCCAUGAAAAAAAUGAUGAACGAUAAAGCACUUGUUCGCCACCUCGCAGCGUGUGAGACUAUGGGUUCAGCCACUACCAUUUGUAGUGAUAAGACAGGAACGCUAACGACCAACCACAUGACUGUUGUAAAGGCUUGCGUAUGUGGAAAUAUCAAGGAAGUAAGUAAUUCUAAGGAAGCUAUUAGUAUUUGCUCUGAUAUUCCAGAUUCUGUUGUGAAAAUUUUGCUGCAGUCUAUAUUUAAUAACACUGGUGGAGAGGUUGUGACUAACCAAGAUGGUAAGCUUGAGAUUCUUGGAACACCAACAGAAACAGCUUUACUAGAAUUUGGGCUGUCACUGGGUGGAAAUUUUCAAGUUGUUCGCAAGGAAAGUAGCCUUAUCAAGGUUGAGCCUUUCAAUUCUCUGAAAAAGAGAAUGGGAGUGGUGCUUCAGCUUCCUGGAGGCAUAUAUCAUGCCCAUACUAAAGGUGCUUCGGAAAUUAUAUUGGCUGCUUGUGAUAAAGUAUUGGACUCUACAGGUAACGCUGUUCCUCUUGAUGAAACAGCGGUUAGUCAUCUCAAGGGUACAAUUGAAAGCUUUGCUAAUGAAGCACUUCGUACUCUUUGCCUUGCGUAUAUGGAGAUUGAAAAUGGUUUCUCAGUUGGGGAACAAAUUCCUUUAAGUGGAUACACUUGUAUUGGAAUUGUGGGUAUUAAAGAUCCUGUUCGACCUGGUGUAAAGGAAUCGGUUGCUAUUUGUAGGAAUGCGGGUAUUACAGUGCGAAUGGUAACGGGAGAUAACAUAAAUACGGCAAAAGCGAUUGCUCGAGAAUGUGGGAUACUUACGGAUGAUGGGCUAGCUAUUGAAGGCCCAGAAUUCAGAACAAAGAGUCUAGAGGAAUUAAAUGCUUUGAUUCCAAAACUUCAGGUGAUGGCUAGAUCUUCACCGUUAGAUAAGCAUAACUUGGUGAAGCAUCUGCGCACCACAUUCGAUGAAGUUGUUGCCGUGACUGGGGAUGGUACAAAUGAUGCUCCAGCUCUUCAUGAGGCAGAUAUUGGGCUUGCAAUGGGUAUUGCAGGAACUGAGGUGGCAAAAGAAAGUGCUGAUGUCAUUAUUCUCGAUGACAACUUUUCAACUAUUGUCACCGUGGGAAAAUGGGGACGAUCUGUGUACAUAAAUAUUCAGAAGUUUGUGCAGUUUCAGCUAACCGUUAAUGUGGUAGCUCUAAUCGUGAAUUUCUCUUCGGCAUGCUUAACAGGUAAUGCUCCUCUAACUGCUGUCCAGCUGCUUUGGGUCAACAUGAUCAUGGAUACACUUGGAGCACUUGCGUUAGCUACUGAGCCGCCGAAUAAUGAUCUGAUGAAAAGAGCUCCAGUCGGAAGGAAAGGAAAUUUCAUUAGCAAUGUGAUGUGGAGGAAUAUUCUAGGACAAGCCUUAUAUCAGUUUGUCGUGAUAUGGUAUCUCCAGACCGAAGGAAAAGGGCUGUUUCGACUUGAGGGCCUGAACUCUGAUGCUACACUGAAUACUCUUAUAUUCAAUUCUUUCGUGUUUUGUCAGGUUUUUAAUGAGAUCAGCUCCAGAGAGAUGGAGAAGAUCAAUGUAUUCGAGGGCAUCUUGGAGAACUGCGUAUUCGUGGCUGUGAUUGUGAGCACCGUCAUCUUCCAAUUUAUAAUCGUCCAAUUCCUUGGAGAUUUUGCGAACACGACCCCACUAACCUUUAUGCAGUGGUUCACUAGCAUCUUCGUCGGCUUUCUCAGCAUGCCUAUCGCUGCUGCAGUUAAAUUAAUCCCUGUUGACGCCUAAUAAUAAAUCGGUAGUAGCACGAAAACUAAAUUUGUAGUUAGCAGGAGUGUGGAAUUUUUUUUUCCUAAAAUGUCUAUUUUUCUCUUCACGAUCAUUGUAUGUGCAUUUUUACCCAUUUUUUUGGUGCUUUUGAGAGCUAACCAUCCCAAGUUGAUAACUAUAUAUUGUACUCAGAAGGGUCAGAUCUCCCUAUUAGGAUUUUUCUUUUUCUUUUUUUCUUUUUUUUGGUUUACAUGGUAAUGCUGAAACUAUAUCAGGCUGGGCAACAGCUGCCACUGCCUCAAUGUAAUUCCCUUCUCGCUUUAAUUGAGUAAUGUUUCUUUUGCAAACUUGCCCAAGAGAAGAAUAA
Ananas comosus (pineapple) is the source of this 3428-nucleotide messenger RNA. RefSeq names its product calcium-transporting ATPase 1, plasma membrane-type-like. The transcript has 7 exons. Gene Ontology annotation, biological process: calcium ion transmembrane transport. NCBI's taxonomy places the organism in Eukaryota, Viridiplantae, Streptophyta, Magnoliopsida, Poales, Bromeliaceae. Bases 20 to 3079 code for a protein of 1019 amino acids. The record is from RefSeq and is a predicted model, not a curated record. Gene Ontology annotation, cellular component: intracellular membrane-bounded organelle; membrane. Gene Ontology annotation, molecular function: calmodulin binding; ATP binding; P-type calcium transporter activity.